Nycticebus coucang (slow loris) is the source of this 6670-nucleotide messenger RNA. It is a transcript of the gene RPTOR, whose product is annotated as regulatory associated protein of MTOR complex 1. Gene Ontology annotation, biological process: positive regulation of protein serine/threonine kinase activity; TORC1 signaling; cellular response to starvation. The record is from RefSeq and is a predicted model, not a curated record. Gene Ontology annotation, molecular function: protein binding; protein-macromolecule adaptor activity. The transcript is spliced from 34 exons. Gene Ontology annotation, cellular component: cytoplasm; TORC1 complex. Bases 827 to 4834 code for a protein of 1335 amino acids. Lineage: Eukaryota; Metazoa; Chordata; Mammalia; Primates; Lorisidae.
AUUGUGGGCCUUGACAAUAUGGCGUCCUCCUUGAUGUGCUGAUGAGAAGAGUUUCAGUGCAGCUCCAAGCCAGAGGGCAGAACUCCCCUAACCUUGUAAGCCCACGUUAUCCGUUUUCUCCGCGGGCUGUGUGGCUGUUUUUCCGGACUCAUUCUGAGGUAGGAGACAACAACGGACCGAAGGGCAGAACCAGCCAGGCCGCGCGGACCCGGGGCUGAGGAACCGGCUGCGGGCGAGCACGAUGGGCCGAUCCUGGCUCUGGUUGCAGCAGCUCAGGCGAGUGCGAGACCCGCAGGGCUGAGAGUGGCUGGAUAAGACCCGAGACGCUCUGAACCUAUUUUCGUCGUCCGGAGACCUCAGCCCAGUUGUCCCAGUUGUGGAACCAGAACCAAGAGCGGGAGGCCUGCCUGUCCCGGAUCUGUUGAGUGGUUGGACGCCGAAAGCAGGGUCAUCGUGAGGCCUGAAGUCGUUCACGCCUUUGACAGCUCCGAUCGCAGCCCCUUCUGAAACAUACAGCCUCAGAAGCAGGCAGUGGCUUGGGAAUCAGUGGGUGUGUGUCUGCGUGGAGCUUCUUGGGCUGCCCGGUUUCCCAGCUGCUCUCCCAACCCCCGGACUUUCCGCGCAGAGUUAGAGAUAAGGAUCUUAGACUUUUGGCCGAGUAAGGAUCUCCGUACGCUCUUCAUCCAUUUCUUCUUCUUCUAAUUUUUUUUUUUGGACUAUUCUUUUUGCUAUUUUUUAUUUCACUAAUUCUGGUACACACUAGUUUUUAAGGCUGGAGGUUCUCGAGCGCUUGCUGCCAAGGACUCCCCCACCCCCACCCCCGCUGAUGGAGUCCGAAAUGCUGCAGUCGCCUCUUCUGGGACUCGGGGAAGAAGAUGAAGCGGACCUUACAGACUGGAACCUGCCUUUGGCUUUUAUGAAAAAGAGGCACUGUGAGAAAAUUGAAGGCUCCAAAUCCUUAGCUCAGAGCUGGAGAAUGAAGGAUCGGAUGAAGACAGUCAGUGUUGCUUUAGUUUUGUGUCUGAAUGUCGGUGUGGAUCCUCCAGAUGUGGUGAAGACCACCCCCUGUGCACGCUUGGAGUGCUGGAUAGAUCCUCUGUCCAUGGGUCCUCAGAAAGCUCUGGAAACCAUCGGUGCGAAUUUGCAGAAGCAAUACGAGAACUGGCAGCCUCGGGCCCGGUACAAGCAGAGCCUCGACCCCACCGUGGACGAGGUCAAGAAGCUGUGCACGUCCCUACGCCGUAAUGCCAAGGAGGAGCGGGUCCUCUUCCACUACAAUGGCCACGGCGUGCCCCGGCCCACAGCCAACGGAGAAGUCUGGGUCUUCAACAAGAACUAUACUCAGUACAUCCCACUGUCCAUCUACGACCUGCAGACGUGGAUGGGCAGUCCGUCCAUAUUCGUGUACGACUGCUCCAAUGCCGGCCUGAUCGUCAAGUCCUUCAAACAGUUCGCGCUCCAGCGGGAGCAGGAGCUGGAGGUGGCGGCAAUUAACCCAAACCACCCACUUGCCCAGAUGCCUUUGCCACCGUCCAUGAAAAACUGUAUCCAGCUGGCAGCCUGUGCCGCCCACGAGCUCCUGCCCAUGGUCCCUGACCUGCCGGCCGACCUGUUCACGUCCUGCCUCACCACCCCCAUCAAGAUCGCCCUGCGCUGGUUUUGCAUGCAGAAAUGUGUGAGUCUGGUGCCUGGAGUCACACUGGAUUUGAUAGAAAAAAUUCCUGGUCGUCUGAAUGAUAGGAGGACUCCUCUGGGCGAGUUGAACUGGAUCUUUACAGCCAUCACUGACACCAUUGCGUGGAACGUGCUCCCUCGGGAUCUCUUCCAAAAGCUCUUCAGACAGGACCUGUUGGUGGCUAGUCUCUUUCGGAAUUUUUUGCUGGCAGAAAGGAUUAUGAGGUCAUACAACUGUACUCCAGUCAGCAGCCCACGGCUGCCCCCAACUUACAUGCAUGCAAUGUGGCAAGCCUGGGACCUCGCUGUGGACAUCUGCCUGUCUCAGCUGCCGACCAUCAUCGAGGAGGGCACUGCGUUCAGGCACAGCCCGUUCUUCGCAGAGCAGCUGACGGCAUUCCAGGUGUGGCUCACCAUGGGUGUGGAGAACCGGAACCCCCCCGAGCAGCUGCCCAUCGUCUUGCAGGUGCUGUUGAGCCAAGUGCACCGGCUGAGAGCUUUGGACUUGCUGGGAAGAUUUUUGGACCUGGGUCCCUGGGCAGUGAGCCUGGCCUUGUCUGUCGGCAUCUUCCCCUACGUGCUCAAGCUGCUCCAGAGCUCGGCCCGGGAGCUCAGGCCACUUCUUGUUUUCAUCUGGGCAAAGAUCCUUGCUGUGGACAGCUCGUGCCAGGCUGACCUCGUCAAGGACAACGGUCACAAGUACUUCCUCUCCGUCUUGGCGGACCCCUACAUGCCAGCUGAGCACAGGACCAUGACGGCCUUCAUCCUUGCCGUGAUCGUCAACAGCUACAACACAGGGCAGGAAGCCUGCCUGCAGGGAAACCUGAUCGCCAUCUGCCUGGAGCAGCUCAAUGACCCGCAUCCCUUGCUGCGACAGUGGGUGGCCAUCUGCUUGGGGCGGAUAUGGCAGAACUUCGACUCCGCGCGGUGGUGUGGUGUGAGGGACAGUGCCCACGAGAAGCUUUACAGCCUACUCUCCGACCCCAUUCCUGAGGUCCGCUGUGCAGCAGUCUUUGCCCUUGGCACGUUUGUGGGCAACUCUGCAGAGAGGACGGACCACUCUACCACCAUCGACCACAACGUGGCUAUGAUGCUGGCCCAGCUGGUCAACGACGGGAGCCCCGUGGUCCGGAAGGAGCUGGUGGUGGCCCUGAGUCAUCUUGUCGUCCAGUAUGAAAGCAAUUUCUGCACUGUGGCCUUGCAGUUCAUGGAGGAGGAAAAGAACUACCCGCUGCCCUCGCCUGCGGCCACAGAGGGUGGGAGUUUGACCCCAGUGCGAGAUAGCCCAUGCACCCCCAGACUGCGCUCUGUGAGUUCCUAUGGAAACAUCCGUGCCGUCACCACUGCCAGAAACCUGAACAAGUCUCUACAGAACCUGAGUUUGACAGAAGAAUCUGGCAGCUCGGUGGCCUUCUCCCCCGGAAACCUCAGCACCAGCAGCAGUGCCAGCAGCACCCUGGGCAGCCCCGAGAACGAGGAGUACAUCCUGUCCUUCGAGACCAUCGACAAGAUGCGCCGUGUCAGUUCCUACUCCUCCCUCAACUCCCUCAUCGGUGUUUCUUUUAACAGCGUUUACACUCAGAUUUGGCGAGUCCUACUGCACCUGGCAGCCGACCCCUACCCAGAUGUCUCCGACCUGGCUAUGAAAGUCCUCAACUGCAUUGCCUACAAGGCCACAGUGAACGCCCGGCCCCAGCGCAUCCUAGACACAUCCUCUCUCACGCAGUCGGCCCCUGCGAGCCCCACCAACAAGGGCACGCACAUUCACCAGGUGGGAGGCUCCCCGCCGACGACCAGCACAAGCAGCUCCAGCCUGACCAACGACAUGUCUAAGCAGCCAGUUAGCCGAGACCUGCCUUCGGGCCGGCCGGGCGCCACAGGCCCUGUGGGGGCACAGUACACCCCUCACUCACACCAGUUCCCCCGGACACGGAAGAUGUUUGACAAAGGCCCAGAGCAGACCACAGACGAUGGGGAUGAUGCCACUGGACACAAGAGUUUCAUCUCCGCAACGGUGCAGACAGGAUUCUGUGACUGGAGUGCGCGGUAUUUCGCCCAGCCCGUCAUGAAGAUCCCGGAAGAACAUGACCUUGAGAGUCAGAUCCGCAAGGAGCGGGAGUGGCGCUUUCUACGGAACAGCCGCGUCAGGAAGCAAGCCCAGCAGGUCAUCCAGAAAGGUAUCACAAGACUGGACGACCAGAUAUUUCUGAACAGGAACCCUGGUGUCCCUUCCGUGGUCAAAUUUCAUCCCUUCACUCCGUGUAUAGCCGUAGCUGACAAGGACAGCAUCUGUUUUUGGGACUGGGAGAAAGGGGAGAAGCUGGACUAUUUCCACAAUGGCAACCCUCGGUACACACGGGUCACUGCCAUGGAGUACCUAAAUGGCCAGGACUGCUCACUGCUGCUCACAGCCACAGAUGAUGGUGCCAUCAGGGUCUGGAAGAACUUUGCUGACUUGGAAAAGAACCCAGAGAUGGUAACAGCAUGGCAGGGGCUCUCAGACAUGCUGCCCACAACGAGAGGAGCAGGGAUGGUGGUGGACUGGGAGCAAGAGACUGGCCUCCUUAUGAGCUCGGGGGAUGUGCGGAUCGUCCGGAUCUGGGACACAGACCGUGAGAUGAAGGUGCAGGACAUCCCCACGGGUGCAGACAGCUGUGUGACAAGUCUGUCCUGUGACUCCCACCGCUCACUCAUCGUGGCUGGCCUCGGCGAUGGCUCCAUCCGUGUCUACGACCGAAGGAUGGCACUUAGUGAAUGCCGCGUCAUGACGUACCGGGAGCACACGGCCUGGGUGGUGAAGGCCUACCUGCAGAAACACCCCGAGGGCCAUAUCAUGAGUGUCAGCGUCAAUGGAGAUGUGCGUAUCUUCGACCCACGGAUGCCCGAGUCUGUGAAUGUCCUUCAGAUCGUGAAGGGGCUGACGGCCCUGGACAUCCACCCCCAGGCAAACCUGAUUGCAUGUGGCUCCGUGAACCAGUUCACCGCCAUCUACAGUGGCAGCGGGGAGCUCAUCAACAACAUCAAAUACUAUGACGGCUUCAUGGGACAGCGUGUCGGCGCCAUCAGCUGCCUGGCCUUCCACCCGCACUGGCCCCAUCUGGCGGUGGGAAGCAACGAUUACUACAUCUCCGUGUACUCGGUGGAGAAGCGCGUCAGAUAGCGGCACCGCUGAGGGCCCUGCCGCCGGGGCCCUGCCAGCUGUAGCCGCUGGAUGUACAUAGUCAACCUGCACACGUCUGAGUGCAUAGCGUCGGCUCUGCUGCUCCCGCCUCAGCUGCUGAGGACUGGAGGGGCCUCACGCUUGCUUUGUGUCUUUGCUGUAAUACCUAGAAAGGCGGGGGAGGGGAGGGCUUCGGUUGAACAGUCCAGGUGCCAGGGACUCGGCCACAGUGCCGCACACUUGCUCUCCUGAUCUGUUUUUUCUUGGGGUUUUUAAAGGAGGAGACACACUCGUUUUUAUUUUCCACAUAAUCAGAGCAUUAGAUACAGAAAAGCUCCAAGAUGGAACGUUGGUGGAGAAGCUCCACGGGUCCCCAGGGUGGCCACCCCAUCUGGCCAAAAGCAGGGGAGUAGUGCAGCCCACCCAGACCACUGUCCGGAUCUCAGUGUGUGCUGGAGAGCGGUACCGUUCCCACACAGGAGCCACAGAAGGGCAAGACAGAGACGUCCCCCAAAGCUGGCAAGUGUAGAAGGAAGUGACCCAGGGCCCCUCAGCUGGCCAUCCUUGUCCAUGAGGUGCCACCCCACACAGCCCACCCCCCGCACCCUUGGCUGUCGAGGUCCAAUCUCAGUCCCUCUCCUGGCAUGAGUGGGAACAGGCUCUGGCUAUGGGCAGCUGCAGUGGGUCGUUAGCAGUUUAGCCACUGCCUGGACGUCCACUCCAGGGCUUGCCUCCCCAUGCCUUGCCACAUCCCCCCACCCCAGGUCCCAUGGCCCCACACGGGCACAUGCAUGUGCAGGCACCAUGGUCUGCACACAGGCUCAUGUGCAGGCCUCCCCACACUGCACACGUGCACAUAUGGAGCCCUCUGCAACCCCACAAGUCUGUGGGUAAAUGGCAGCCCCGUCCCCGCCCUUUGUCCCACACGCUGGUGCGGCCAUGGUUUGCAUCUUGUGGCUGUAACACAGGAGUUCCUUAGCUGUGGCUGCAGCGUGUCAGUGCAUGUGCACUUGUGAGGAUGUGGGCAAGACGGGCAGCCCUGUGGCCAGUCUGGCCCCAGGAAAGGCCUCAGAAAGGCAUCAAGCAAUUGCAAACAAACAGAACACAACCACAAUGAUGGGAUUUUGAAAAGUUUUGUUUCCAUUUUCCUUGGGAAUCAGGAGUAUUCGGAGAGAGGAAGGAGGAGGCUUGUUAAUCUGUUGACUGGGCAGUCGUGGCGGGAAUGCAAGCAGGAGGCGCUGCCGGUCCCGAGCAUCCUGGUGGCCGGAGCCUGCUAGAGCUGGACCACUGGGACUCGCAGGUGGAGGAGGUGACCCUCCUGCUCCCCAGGAAGUGGGGCACCCUUCAGAGGGUUCCGGCAUGAAGUCCUGUCCCAUGUCUGGGGUGUGCAGGCAGCCUGAGGUCGGGAAGUCUGAGGAAGUCCAGGGUGGCAACAUGCCAGAAGUCUAGAAGCCGAGCUCCACCACAGACCUGAGGGGUCUGAUCCGCCAUGGCUGAUGCUGUGGUUCAACUCAGUUCUAACCUGACACACGUUUCUGUUUGGAGACAAAACCACCACUUGGUGAAGUGCAGAUGGCUGCAGCGGGGCAAGGCCCCUCCGCACCCCCCACGCCGAGGGCCAUGUCCUCCCAGGUCUGAUGCGAAACCCAAUCAUGAAGUUACCCAGGGCUCAGAGAGCACCGACUAAAGGUUCCUUUAUCUCUAUUUAUUUUACCAGAAUGAGAAUUGAAAAGACUUUGACAGCACAUGGAAUUGUGAUGUGAAACCGAGAGCAAUGGCAAACAGUAAACUGUUAAUAAAACGUGAACAAGUGCAGAAGUGGCUGGCUGGUGGCUU